Messenger RNA from Diuraphis noxia (Russian wheat aphid), 1395 nucleotides. RefSeq lists its product as uncharacterized. The record is from RefSeq and is a predicted model, not a curated record. NCBI's taxonomy places the organism in Eukaryota, Metazoa, Arthropoda, Insecta, Hemiptera, Aphididae.
AUGAGUGCUCAUUUGGAUGAUGUUUCUGAAAUGGAAAUCAUGGACGAUACUAUUUCACCAAAAAGAAGGAAUGUUCAAGGAAAAUGGAUAAUGAGUCGUCAAAAAAACAUGAUCGUUAAUUUGUAUAAGGAAUUAAAAUUGAAAAACCCAAAUAUGCCGUACAAAGAAUUAAUGAAUUCAAUUUCCCAAACGUUGGGUGUUGGCUAUAAUUCUGUUUGUAAUAUAAUUUCCGAAUACAAAACUACCGGGACUGUUAAAUCUCCUAACAAGAAACGUUGCAAAAAGAGUAUGUUCGACAAAAUCGACGACUUGGACAGAAAUGCGCUACGCCAAAAAAUUCAUGGUUUUUGGAUGAAAAAAGAAUUGCCGACAAUUGAUAAAAUUUUGGUAGCAGUAAACAGUGAUCCGGCUCUUCCAAACUUCAAACGGACUACAAUGUAUGAAAUGAUCAAAAAAUUGGACUUCGUAUUCACAAAAAGAAAGAGAUGCAGUGUAUUAACAGAGAGGGAAGAUUUACUUGUUUGGCGUCAGAACUAUUUGUACGAUAUUAGGAAAUAUCGAGAAGAAGGUCGUACCGUGUAUUUCCUCGACGAGACCUGGGUUAAUGCAGGCGACUGUGUUGACAAAUUGAGGGUCGACAAAAGUAUUCGGUCAAAACACGACGCCUUUAAUAGAGGUCUAACAACUGGUGCGACGAACCCGACUGGUAAGGGUCAACGCCUAAUUGUGUUACAUAUUGGGUCACAUAAAGGCUUCUUAGAAGGAGGUUUGUUAUGUUUUGUGUCCAAGAAGAAUAGCGCUGAUUACCACGACGAGAUGAACGGGGACAAUUUCCACAAUUGGUUUGAGUCGAUAAUUCCUCGUCUCGAUCCAAACUCGGUGAUUGUGUUGGAUAAUGCCCCGUACCACUCUGUAAGGACAGAAAGAAUACCGACGAGCUCUUCAAAGAAAGAAUUCAUUUUGUCAUGGUUAAGAUCAAAAGGCGUUGUCAUUGAUAGACCUAUGUUUAAGCCACAACUACUCGCGAAGGUAAAGGAGAUCAAAGGGAAGUAUGUUUCUUAUGUUGUUGACAAUAUGGCUAAAGAUGCAGGUCAUACUGUAUUAAGAUUACCUCCCUACCACUGUGAGUUAAAUCCCAUAGAAUUGGCAUGGGCAAUGGUGAAGAAAAAUGUCAAACAAAAUAACACGACAUUCAAAAUUGAUGACGUAAGGGUACUUUUGAACACGGCCAUUGAACGUGUCACCAGCGAGAACUGGAAAAAUUUUAUUGAACAUGUCAAGACGGAGGAGAACAAACUGACCGAAGUUGACAAAAAUAUGGACGAAAUCAUUGAUAGUUUAGAACCCUGCAUCCUCACAAUAACCGGCGAGACUUCGGAUUCUUCAGAUGUCUAA